Sungouiella intermedia is the source of this 2811-nucleotide messenger RNA. The record is from the annotation of a GenBank genome assembly. Lineage: Eukaryota; Fungi; Ascomycota; Pichiomycetes; Serinales; Metschnikowiaceae.
AUGGUGGACCCGCUGCUUGAUCCUGCCGCUCCGAUUUCCUGGCUGUCGCUGCAUUUGGACCUGGGUGUUUUCACCCCAAACAUCUUGGUGCCCACCGUGCAGCAUUUGCCCUCGUCGGCCAAGUACGACGUUGUUCUCGUCAGCGUUAACAACUUGCAAGCAUUCCAGUCCAUCUGCGAGCAGUUGGUGCCUUACAUCAAUCCAGAUACUCUCAUUGUUGUAGAAAGCACUGGCUAUGUUCAUUUAGAACCGUUUGUCCAGCUGAGCUUGGCAAAGUUCUCCAAGAUGUCUGUUUGCUCCAUCAUGUACGAGUCUGAUGUCAAACGUGUUCCGGGCUCCAAUAAUUUUAUUCACAGAAUGUUGGGCACAGAUCAUCGAAUCUACGUGGGAACAUCUUCCUCCGAUUCGUCCACCUCCAUGACCAACGCACGGGAUCUGUCCAUUUUCACAAAGUUCUACAAAGUAUUGCAGAUGGUUCAAGAGGAUCUGAAGGGCAAUAUCAGCUUGCUCAAACUGACAAACCCAAGAGAGUUCAUGACUUACCAAUGGAAGUUGGCCUUGCCACGCGUGGUAUUGAACUCCAUCUCUGUGAUCUUUGAAGAGCCAUAUCCUCAAAACUUGGAAAAGCAGAUCUUGGCAAAACCCUUGAUCACGGGCUUAGUCAACGAAGUGUUCAAAGUCAUCAAGAAAAUGGACUGUAAGCUUGUUAAGGGCUUUGAGAAUGAAUCCAAUCUCUUAAAAAAUUGGCAGAAAUACUUCCCGGUGUCUAAUGAACAGUCCACGCCUUUGUAUGCCGAGUCCAACUCGCUCUUUUACAGAUUUUACCAUCAGCAGGAAAUCGACGUGGACUUGCUAUUGUUGCAGCCAAUUCUCUUAGGUGACGACCAUGGCGUUAGAACGCCUUACUUGGAGAAUUUGUACUCGAUUUUAUGCCAACUCAACAAGAUGAACAUCGCGGAUAAUUCUCUCUUCUUCACCAGAAAAGUUCCUGGGUACGAAGGUAAAAUGAACGAGCUCAACGUGCUCACUGGAGAUCUUGCCAACCUCCGCAUAGAAAAACAAAAAGCGGAUUCCUCGUAUCAGGAAACCUUAGUGCUGCUAAAACAGAUCGAAGGCUCUAUUUCUCAGAAGAGGAAGGCCCACGAAUCUGCCAUUAAGGACUUUGAGUUGAGAUCUAGUGACCAUCAGGCCAAGUUGCUCCAGUUUGACACUAUCCGUAGCGAACAAGAACGUGCUAUUGCAGAUAUGGAUGCCCGUUUGCAAAUGAAGCACCGUGAGCUUGACCAGUUGAAUUCCCAGAUUGCGGACGCCCAAAACGCUGCUAGAAUCCACCAAGAACCAGUUACCCAACCGACACAUGUGCUGAACCAUGUCCAGCAUCAAAACCAGGCGGUACCUUCUGAAGAAAAGGGACCCGUCCACAAAGAGGUUGUUGACCAACUAAAGGGCAAAUCUGUUCAAGUUCAUGACACUCCCGAUCUCUCUGAUCUUUCUGACAUUGCGAUUUACGGCGCCGCUCUCAACGGUGAACAACAUGUUCCAAAAGAGGCUUUGCAGCCCGAGCAAGCUGCCAUGAAUUCUCAGGAAACUGGACAAGAUCCUGCGCGGGUACGUGAGUUGGAGCUCGAGCGCAGAGAGCAGAUGCUCAUUGAACGUGAACGUGAUCUCGAACAGGCUCGCAUGAAUAUUGGCCCAGAUGAGAACUAUAAUGGCAACCAAAACUAUAAUGGCGGUUACAAUGGCAACCAGAACUACAAUGGUAACUACAACGGCAACCAGAACUUCAACAAUAAUCAGAACUUCAACAAUAACCAGAACUAUAAUGGAAUCCAGAACUAUAACGCCAAUCCAAACACCAAUGGAAUGCAGACCUUUGGCAACAACUAUAGUAAUAACAAUUACGCUGGAGGAUACGGCCAACAGGCCAAUGGUAAUGUUAACUAUGGAAACAAUUACAACGGACGGUCACAGUCGCAAGCUCACUCGCUCACCACCGGCCAAAGGCCACCUACUAACGACGGCUACUUUGACCAAAAGCCACCUCAUGGAUUACCCUCCAACGGGUUUCCACAAAACACGUUGCCGUCUACAUUGCGCAACCCACAAAGGUACCAAAAUGGACAACAGCCACAACAUGCCCCCAACUCCAAUGCUCCUCGUCAGAGAUUGAGCUCCAUGCGGUCGUUCCAGGACCCUAAUCAAAUGGGCAUGCAACAGCAGUAUCAAUCGCAGGCAUUCGGCAUGAAUCAGAUGAACGCUCCACAGCAGAUGAACGCUCCACAGCAAAUGAACAACGGUCCUCAUCAAAUGCAAGGCAACGGGCCAAUGAUGAAUCAGCAAGUUUCUAACCGCGUCAGCAGUGCUCAAGGGUAUCAGUCAAAGGGCAAGAACCGUAGAUCUGCAUUCCCUGAUCAAGCCUUAAACAUUGAUUAUGGAGGAAGGGGAGGUAUGCCAAUGCCAGCAGCCAGCUCGGCCUCCAAUCCCGGAGCGCCAGCAAAGAACAAACACAGGUCGAUGAUGCCAGGACAAAUGGGAGGAGCAACUUCUCCAUCGGUUCAGCAGCGUAAAUCGAUGUCGGGAGUUCCGGUAAUGCCGUCAAACAAUCUUCUCCGUCCACCACAGACGGGUUCAGAGUCGGCAUCCAACUCCAGCAACAUGGAUGAGUCGCCCAAAACUUCCACGCCUGACUCACUGAAUAACAUUACCAUUGAGGUUCCAGCCUACAAUGAUGCAGCAGCUAAGCCAUUGGGAGGAUUAGCCCCAACUCAACAGGAAAAGAAGAAGAAGAAAGGAUUUCUUAGAAAAGGGUAA